This is a messenger RNA of Quercus lobata, 3249 nucleotides long. RefSeq lists its product as uncharacterized. Lineage: Eukaryota; Viridiplantae; Streptophyta; Magnoliopsida; Fagales; Fagaceae. The annotation marks the transcript as partial. The record is from RefSeq and is a predicted model, not a curated record. The transcript has a single exon. Gene Ontology annotation, biological process: DNA integration. Gene Ontology annotation, molecular function: RNA-DNA hybrid ribonuclease activity; nucleic acid binding.
AAAAUCGUUGUCAACGACGACCCGGAGAAGUUCUUUCUGGUCGGCUCGGAAUUGCCCUCUCAUGAAAAGGAGGAAAUGGUCGGAUUUCUUAGAGAAAAUGUCGACGUGUUCGCAUGGGAAGCUUACGAUGCCCCGGGCGUCGAUCCCAGCCUUAUUUGUCACCACCUGAACGUCAACCCCUCUUCCACUCCGAAGAAGCAGCCACCCCGACGCCCUUCAAAGGAGCAUGCUAGUGCCGUAAAAGACGAAGUGGCAAAGCUAAAAAGAGCGGGGGCUAUCAAAGAGGUCUUUUACCCAGAGUGGCUGGCAAACACGGUGGUGGUAAAGAAGAAGACAGGGAAAUGGAGGGUCUGCGUAGACUUCACGGACCUGAACAAGGCAUGCCCAAAGGACCCAUUCCCCCUACCACGAAUUGAUCGAUUGGUGGAUGCAACCGUGGGGCACCCUCGAAUGAGCUUCCUGGACGCCUUCCAAGGCUAUCAUCAGAUACCACUUGCGCUAGAGGACCAAGAGAAAACGGCUUUCAUGACGCCCAUCGGAAACUAUCAUUACAAGGUGAUGCCGUUUGGGCUAAAGAACGCAGGCUCAACCUACCAAAGAAUGAUGACUCGGAUGUUUGAACCACAACUGGGCAAGAUCAUUGAGGUGUAUAUAGAUGACAUGGUCGUCAAGAGUAGAAGGGCGUCCGAGCACGUGAAGGACCUCGGAACAAUCUUCACCAUAUUAAGGGAGCACCGGUUGCGGCUGAAUGCCUCCAAAUGUUCAUUCGGGGUCGGGUCUGGGAAAUUCCUAGGGUAUAUGGUCACCCACAGGGGAAUAGAAGUAAGUCCCGAUCAAAUCAAAGCCAUUAACAGCCUACAGGCUCCUCGGAACCCGAAGGAAGUACAGAAGCUCACUGGUAUGAUUGCGGCAUUGAACCGGUUCAUAUCGAGAUCGGCGGAUCGAUGUCGGCCUUUCUACCUCCUGAUAAACAAGUGGAAAGAGUUUGCAUGGUCGGAGGAUUGCGUUCAGGCUUUCCAGCAACUUAAAGACUACCUGUCCCGACCACCCAUCAUGUCCAGCCCUGAGGCGGAUGAGGUGCUGUUUGCCUACAUCGCCGUAGCUCCCCACGCUGUAAGCCUGGUACUGAUACGGGAUGAUAAUGGGGUGCAGCGACCGGUGUACUAUGUGAGCAAAUCACUACAUGAGGCCGAGGUGCGAUACCUACCUUUAGAAAAGGCAAUUCUGGCAAUAGUGCAUGCAACCCGAAAACUUCCUCAUUACUUUCAGGCGCACACGGUCAUCGUUCUGACUCAGCUUCCCCUCCGAGCAGUGCUUCGAAGCGCUGACUAUACAGGAAGGAUCGCCAUGUGGAGUGCGCUCUUGGGAGCCUUUGAUAUAAAAUAUAUGCCCAGAUCCUCCAUCAAAGGGCAGGUCCUCGCAGACUUGGUAGCGGAGUUUGCUGAGCCCUCCAUAGAAACAAUAACCGAGAAGAGGGACAUGGAUGGGAAGUCGGUUGGUGCGAUCUCAACAGGGAGGAACACGCAUUGGAAGGUCUACGUAGAUGGCGCAGCCAACCAGAGAGGGUCAGGAGUUGGGAUAGUUUUAAUAUCCCCGGACGGUGCUGCCAUUGAAAAAUCAUUAAGGCUCGGAUUCUCGGCUACGAACAAUGAAGCCGAAUACGAAGCCUUACUUCAAGGGAUGACGAUGGUUCAAAGGAUGGGCGGAAAAAUGAUAGAAGCGUUCUCGGACUCCAGACUGGUAGUCAGACAGGUGAUGGGUGAGCUGGAAGCCCGAGAUACUAGGAUGCAAGAGUAUCUGGGACAAGUUAAGCGGCUGCAGAUGAAUUUUGAGUCCUUCAAUCUGACACACAUUUCCAGGAGUGGCAACACCCAUGCGGACUCGCUGGCCACUCUCGCCACGUCCUCGGCACAUAAUCUGCCGCGAGUGAUCCUGGUUGAAGAUCUAGCCCGGGCAAGUCCCAUCAGUAGAGGCCCUGCCAGAGUCCACCAGAUCAGAAAGAGUCACAGCUGGAUGGAUCCCAUAAAGAACUUCCUGCAAAACGACGUCUUGCCGGAAGAAAAGUUGGAAGCCGAGAAGAUACGAAGGAAUGCUCCUCGGUUUUGGCUGUCAGAGGACCACAAACUAUAUCGGCGUUCCUAUUCUGGACCGUACCUACUCUGCGUACACCCAGAAGAAUCCGAAUCACUGCUUGAGGAGUUACACGAGGGGAUUUGUGGAAGUCAUACCGGGGGGAGAUCGCUGGCACACAGGGCACUUACCCAGGGGUACUGGUGGCCGAACAUGCAGAGAGAGGCCCAAGAAUACGCUAAGAAAUGCGAUCAGUGCCAAAGAUUCGCCCCGAAUAUCCACCAACCCGGAGGAGUUCUCAACCCCCUCUCGAGUCCAUGGCCGUUCGCACAAUGGGGCCUUGAUCUAGUUGGACCCUUCCCCAAGGCCGCAGGGAACAAGCGAUACAUAAUAGUCGGAACGGACUACUUCACUAAAUGGGUGGAGUCUGAACCAUUGGCCAACAUUAGGGACGUGGACGCCCAGAAAUUCAUCUGGAAGAACAUCAUCACCCGCUUCGGGACCCCUCGAACACUCAUUUCCGACAAUGGUCUGCAGUUCGACAGUAAAAACUUUAGGGAGUAUUGCCGCGAGUUUGGAAUCACCAACCGAUAUUCCACCCCCGCCUACCCUCAGGGAAAUGGGCAGGUCGAAGCCGUGAACAAGGUCAUAGUGAACGGACUGAAAAAGAUGUUGGACGAGGCGAAGGGGAGAUGGGUAGAAGAGCUCCCCCAUGUCCUAUGGACUUACCGGACGACACCGCGACGAUCGACCGGUGAGACCCCCUUCUCGAUGACUUACGGGGCUGAGGCCGUGCUCCCGAUUGAGAACAACUUUCCCACGCUGAGGUCUAGAUCGUUUACCCCAAGCGAUAACGACGAGUUAUUGGAACGGAGUCUGGACUUAGCCGAAGAAAGAAGGGAAAAAGCGAUGAUUCAUGUGGCCUAUUAUCACCAGAAGCUGAGACAAGGGUAUGAUGCUAACGUCAAACCACGGCCUCUGGGGCCAGGUGAUCUCGUAAUGAGGAAGAUUCUUGGCAGCGCAAAGAACCCCUCUUGGGGCAAGUUGGGGCCCAAUUGGGAAGGACCAUACCGUGUCACAUCCGUGGCCGGAAUAGGCGCCUACUACCUAGAAGAUUUAGAUGAAAAAGCUGUACCUCGACCAUGGAAUGUAAAUAACCUCAGAAGAUAUUAUUAUUAA